UGUUGAAGUGAGAGUGAACGCCACUGUGAGAUCCACAGAGCUGCCUGAGGCCUUCAGAGAGAAGAUUGUAGCAGCUUAUGAGUCUGGUAAGAGAUUUAAAACUUGAUAUCAGCCAUUCCCACUGUCAGGAAAAUAGGCUACAAGUGGAGGACAUUCAAAACAACUGCCAACAUGCUGAGGUCUGGUUAUCCAAGCAACUUCACCCAGAGAGCAGACCGAAAAGAAGUCACCAAAAACCCUAAAAUGUCAUCACGGGACCUACAGCACGCUCUUGCUGAUGCUGAUGUGAAAGUGCACACCUCUACAAUCAGAAAGAGACACACAACUUUAACUUUCAUGGGAGGCGUGCAAGGAGGAAACCUUUGCUCUCCAAGAAACAUGAAGGCCAGGCUGAAGUUUGCCAGAGAGAACGUAAACAAAGACCAGGACUUCUGGAAUGAUGUUCUCUGGACAGUCGAGUCUACAACUGAAUUAUCUGGACACCAGAACUGACGUUUGUUUGAUGUAAACCAAAUACAGCAUUACAGGAAAAUAACCUCACACCAACUGUGAAGGUGGAGGUGUCAGGGUCUGGGGAUGCUUUGCUGCAGCAGGACCUGGUCAGCUCACCAGCACAGAAUCCACCAUGAAUUCUACCGUGUAUCUGAGGGUGCAAGACGAACAUGUGAGACUAUCUGUAAAUAAUGUUGAAGCAGAACUGGACCCUGAAACAAGACAACAACCCAAAACACACCAGUAAAUCCACCAGGAACUGACUGAAAACUACAAAAUGGAGUCCUGGAAAAGCCAAGAUGAAGCCCAGAGCUGUGGGUCAACUUGAAACGGGCUGUAAAUGCAAGAAACCCCCGAAAAAUCUCACAGCUGGAAGAAUUCUGCAUUGAGGAUUUGGGCAAACUGUCCUUGAACCGAUGCCAGACUGUCAGAUGGCUACAAGAAGUCUCACUGAAGUUAUUUCAGCCACAGUGGGGAAACGCCAGCGAUCAGGGGGCAGCAGCAGCAGGGCAGGGGUCGGCAAGUUUAUUUAGCCCCGCCCCUUCCCAACAGCCAUUGGCCGACGCAUCGCGACUGUCUACAUGCUGCGUUCAAAGCCGUCGGAAAUACAGGACAAGGUGAAAUCAAAGCGUAUUCAUGAGGGGUCUGAGUCCAGAAGGAAAACACAGAGAAAGCUGCUUUUGAAGGUUUCUACUUGAGACUGAGUUGAAAACAGAAGAGAAGAUGGGACAAAGAAUGGGAAAAUGCGGAGAUGUGUCGUUUACCAAAAAUCAAGGAUGUGUCUCAGGAAAACAGAGGACUCAGAAAAAGACGUUCUCGGAGGAGGACGUUCACGACAGGCACCUUCCUUCUUCUCCUUCUGCCACCUUGAGACCUCAUAAUUAUAAUCGGCGGAGUAAAUUGAGGCGACAUCUUCACGGCUCGCAACCACGUCCUUGUACCCAACGAUGGAAAAAGCCCGUCAGCUCAGCCCGGUCCAGACGUUCUACUACCAGAAUUAAACGUCAGCUGUGUGUUGAACUAUCAGGCUUCUCUUACAAGCAGUCAGUCACCAGCUGGAGUCCCGCCUGCAGCAGCAAAGGUGAAGUUGAGGUGGUGGAGAAAGAAAACAGAAGUGAGAGUGAGAGAGAGUCAGAACAUGGCAGCUCGUCGACCAGCUCUCCUCUCUCUCCAAACAAAAACGUCAGCAGAUAUCCAGAAAACUCUCCGUCUUCCAUCUUGCAUGAAAAUGAUUGUAAAAGUUCUUCUGGAUCUAGGAAACGUCCUGACCGCCUGAACAGACCGACUCAACUGGAAGAUGAGUUUGAUUUCUUCUCGAGCUUGAGCCUCAUCUGCAGCAGCAAAACCAAAGACGAGACUGUGGAUUUAUCAGCAUCCCAGUGUGACACUGACAGAGAUGAUCCAGUUUCGUCAGUCCCUCGUUCACAGCAAGACCUCCCAGCUGAUUUGAAUGUCUUGUUUGAGCAGUUGUCUGUGCAGUCUGAGAGCGUGUCAGCAGGUGACAGUGACUCCCUGGUUAAAAUGGAGGCACCUGUUACAGCUGUGAUCUCCUCAGUCACAAACACCCAGCCGACCCGUCCUCACCUCCAGCUGUCCUCAGAUCCUGGUUGGAGUCAAAGAGGCUCCAGCUGUUUGCCUCGUUCUCACAGCGUUCCCUCACUGAGUCAGAGAAGCUGUGCAGAGAACCAGACCUUCAGACCAUCACAGAGCUUACCUGACAUGCUGUUAAAAAGCAGCUUUGAGGAGUUCACACCUGAUAUCACUGUUGAUGAGGACGAUGAAAGCUACCGGUUCCUGUGCUCCUGCCCGGGCCUGUACCAGUGCAGUGUGACGGGCCUGGUGUUCCACAUGGAGGGAGAAGGGGACGUGGUUUACAGGAUUGUCUCUUGGGACAGGAGGCUACUGGCCCAACAUCACAAGAAGCCUGCAGGACCCCUGUUUGACAUCAAAUGUCAGCAGAAGUCUGUGUGUCGGCUUCAUCUCCCACACUGUGAGAUCCCAUCCACAGCUGGAUGUCAGUUCUUGUCAGUCGCUCACCUGAAUGAUGAGGGCAUCGAGUUCAUCGCCCCUCAUAAGGUAACAGAAACUCAUGUGAUCAUCAACAUCUCAGGGUUUUCUGGUUAUGGUAACAUCAAGGAUAAAGAUUCACCUCCAGAGCCGGUCCGAGCGCUGGUUCUGCUGUUCUACAGGCCCCUGAAUGAGCUCAUAUCCUUCCUGAAUGUGUUGAUGCUACCAGGUAACGUCUCGGUCCGAGAUGUGCGACGCACCAGGAAGAGCUUAGUAGGAGAUGAGCUCUACAUAGAGACGUCCUCACACUGUAAACUGCUGCCAGGGCAGGAAUACACACUGUCCACUUGUCCUGAAGACGACUCAGUUCUAGUUCAACCGAAAGAAGCUGAAUUUGAUAAGGAGUCCUAUGACAACUACAUCCCAUCAUUCCAGGUCAGAUUCAGAACAGUCAUGUUGAAUAUGAAGGCGCUUCUGAGAGACACCAGCAGCUCUCACAUUGUUUGGGAAAGAGAGGUUUGUCUUCUGUCUGCUGGACUACAGAGACUCUGUGUGCAGGGCCGCUCAGACCGGAUUCUGUUUGACAUACGCAGCAGCUUCAUCGAGGGGAUAUCAGGACCUGUUCUCAAGAGUCUGCUGGACAAACUGUUUGAGAAAAAGGUUCUGAUUGAUUCUGAGAGGGAGUCAGCGGACGAGAUGCAAAACAGAGGAGACAAAGCUCGUUUAGUUAUCGACACAGUGAGGAGGAAAGGUGAAGCUGCCAGUUCAGAGAUGAUCGAGUUCCUCUGUGAGCUCGACCCGUUCCUCUGUAAACAUCUUGGACUGAUGUGAUCAUGAUCACGUUGUCCUGCUGGUUAGAAACUGAUCUGAGCUCAAACUCUGAACUCUGACUUCAAUCUCUAAACUCCAAAACCUUUUUCCUAGAACUCGGACCUUCCUAUCAGAAUUCUAAGACCAAGUUAGAAUCCUGACCUCAGAUUUAAUCUCCUUUUUUCAAGAACUCAAACUUUUCCCAGAUCUGUGAUGAAGUGUAGAUAUGGACAGUUUUUAAAUGUUGAAUUUGAGUUCAUCAUUUUAAAUGAAUGAAUGAUUUUAUUACAUUUUAAACCAGAUAUCUUGAGUGCAGACUGUGUUUUUUAUGCUGUUCACCACCUGAUUCUGACUGAUCACUGACGCUUCGUAUGUUUGAUGUUAGCGUGCUGUUUGGUACUUGAUGCUGUCUAAAGAUUACGACCUACCAACACGAAGCGUCAGUAUUAGACGUUUAAUGUUUAAUUUAAUGUGCAGUCAUACAUCUGUCAUUAGGCUGAAACUUGUCUGUCGAAGAUACAUUCAGUCAAAUAAAGUUUGAGCUGGUGAGACUGUCA
Molecule: messenger RNA, 3866 nt
Organism: Acanthopagrus latus (yellowfin seabream)
Lineage: Eukaryota; Metazoa; Chordata; Actinopteri; Spariformes; Sparidae
Exons: 4
Coding region: 1216-3330 (704 amino acids)
Biological process (GO): regulation of apoptotic process
Source: RefSeq, a predicted model, not a curated record